UCUUAAAAACAAUUUACAUCUUUUUCCGUCGUAAAAGCAUCAAGAUGGAAUCGCCGCGAGGCAAUCUGCGUAAUGUGCAUGUGGAGAAUAUACAGAACUUGAGCACACCGAUUCGCAUACCGCCAUCACCAAUGCUGAAGACCCUGGGCUAUGGCACCGGCGUAAACGUUUAUCGCCUGGAUCGCUCGCCCCGUCUUGGGCAUCCCCGUUCCCCGUGGGCAAUCAAGCGUAUAACCCAGCGUACGCUGGACAAAAAGGAUACUAGUUUCAACGACCGCAUUAUCCAUGAGGCGAAGAUCUUGCGAAAACUAAGCCAUCCCAACAUUGUUGGUUUCCGCGGCGAGAUGCAGACGGCCGCUGGCGUGAACAGCCUGGCCUUGGAGAUGUGCAAUACCUCACUGGGCUCGAUACUGGAAGAGCGCUUCGAAGAGGAGCUGGGACCGCUGGACGCUAAUCACAUCUUCAAAAUGAUUAUGGACGUUGCCAAGGCGCUGAACUAUCUGCACACCGAAGCCAAGUUGCUCCACGGCGACCUCAAGUCUUUUAAUGUGCUCGUGAAAGGCGAGUUUGAGAUCUGCAAACUCUGCGACUUUGGAGUUUCUCUGCCUCUAGACGAAAAAAAUGAGGUGAAAAUAAGUGGGGAAUAUGGUCUUCGCUACGUGGGUACCACUCUGUGGUCCGCACCAGAGGUUAUUGACCAAAUGGAUACAAUUGACAGCAAGGCUGACAUCUUCAGCUUUGGCCUUGUAAUCUACGAAACAUUGGCCCUCGUGCCGCCGCACACUCUCAUGCUGAAUGAUACCGUCGAUGGCGACGAGGGCGACGAGGGCUGCGAUGAAAGCGGUGUUGGCUGCCUUAAGGACGACUCCAUCGUCGAGUUAAACAGCUUUCUAGAGCCGGCCGACGACAAGGAGAACGAUCCUGUUCUGAAUAGCCUGGAGUCGGCAUAUGGAACACGACCACCCCUACCCGAGGCCUUCGAGCUCAGCGACGACUACAACACCAUCGUCGAGCUAUUCUACCUGUGCACGAAUGAUUUGGGCGAGGAUCGCCCUACGGCCCGCACCAUCUUGGAGUGCCUCCCGAAUAAUGCGCCCAAUAUAGACAAGUCCAGCGAUUAAACAUGCUGCUCCUCCCAAGCCUCAUCCGCAUCUAACUUUCAACCUUCUGGCAUUUAAUGUUACCCAUGGUACAUGGGAUUAAAUUGCAUUUAUCUAGAAUCUAGAUGUAUCUCCUUGGAAUUUACGUGUAUCUGAUUCCUUCACUAAAAAAUAAAUAAAUCUUUAAUCUAAA
Drosophila persimilis is the source of this 1293-nucleotide messenger RNA. Its product is annotated as lymphokine-activated killer T-cell-originated protein kinase. NCBI's taxonomy places the organism in Eukaryota, Metazoa, Arthropoda, Insecta, Diptera, Drosophilidae. The record is from RefSeq and is a predicted model, not a curated record. Gene Ontology annotation, molecular function: protein kinase activity; ATP binding. Bases 45 to 1121 code for a protein of 358 amino acids. Gene Ontology annotation, biological process: protein phosphorylation. The transcript has 3 exons.